AUGGCAUCUGACGAUCAGCAAUCCAGUAUGCUGGAGGCUCUACAGGAGAUUCAGCGCACGCAGGCUCUUCUAGUGAACGCGGUCGAAUCGCUAUCUGGUAAAUCGAUCGAGGAAUCAGGUGGAGAUGUUGGCAAGAACACCAUCCUUGAGCCAGGUUCUCGUGAAGAUGACAAUGAGGGCGGAACACCUUCAGUAGAAGUCCCUGCUGCCUCUGGAGAUAAAUUGAAAGCUCCUGCACUUCCCUCGCCCGACCAGCGCCAGCAGCAAGGAUACACUUCGCGUAUUAUUCUGACGACUUACCCCAAGCAGAUUGGAAUUAAUCCUUUACCCAUGGACUGGGGAAAUCAAGACCCCGUUAAGCGUGGCCCUAUCGUAGUUUCAAGGGCUGCUUCUACUAUUCGACGUCGUAAUGGUUCGUCCGUCCGUCCGUCUGUGUCUGUGAUGCAUCCGUUGGAGCCCAGUGAGUUCUCAAUCACCGUUCAUUCCGAGAGAAACCAUGCUAAACAGGUUGUUAGUGGUGGUUCGUACUCGAUCUACUAUGCCCUCGCCGUUGCCAGCAACGAAUUGAACGCCGACCACCGUCCCGACUUCACCAAUACCGAGCCGGCCGCGAACAUUGGCCCUUUCCCUCAAUGGGGAGACUCCAAGAAGAUUGUUGCCAUGGACCCCUGGGGACAUCUCGCUCCUUGGCUGUUCAAGGACACCAUCGAGAAGGACAACGUCGAUAUUCGACCAACCAUUGCCAUCACCAAGGCUCAUAUGAAGCUUCCUGAACUUGCCGAAAGUGUCAAGGCCGGUCGACUUGUCCCCGAUGGCAAGGUUUGCCUGAACGAUCAGGGUGAACUGGCUGUCACCAAGUUUGCCGUUGAACCGGUCUGGUACCUCCCCGGUGUGGCAGAGCGAUUCGGUAUUGACGAGGCCACCCUACGACGUUCCCUGUUUGAGCACACAGGAGGAAGCUACCCAGAGCUUAUCACCCGCGGGGACAUCAAAGUAUUCCUUCCUCCGAUUGGUGGUCUCACUGUGUACUGCUUCGGAGAUCCUGCCAAGAUGUCGGAUGAAUCGGUUCGACUGUCUCUGCGUAUCCACGACGAGUGCAACGGUAGCGACGUGUUCGGAUCUGAUAUCUGUACUUGCCGUCCUUACUUGAUCUUUGGUAUCGAGGAAGCGGUCAAAGAGGCUCAGAAUGGUGGCAGUGGUGUUGUCAUCUACUUCAGAAAGGAAGGCCGUGCGUUGGGAGAGGUCACCAAGAUCUGGGGUACUAAUUCUGGGGUAGUGGUCUACAACGCCCGUAAACGCGGAGCCGAUCGCGCAUCGGACUAUUUCAAGAGGACCGAGAACAUUGCAGGUGUCAAGGACAUGCGAUUCCAGGCUCUCAUGCCGGAUAUCCUGCACUGGCUGGGCAUCAAGAAGAUUGACAGGAUGCUUAGCAUGAGCAACAUGAAGCAUGAUGCGAUUGUCGGACAAGGAAUCCCCAUUCAUGAGAGGGUCGAGCUUCCAGAAGAACUGAUACCCGCUGACUCGCGAGUCGAAAUUGACGCCAAGAUUACAGCUGGCUACUUCACCACUGGUAAACGUAUGACUACCGAAGAGCUCCAGGCGGUCCAGGGAAGAAUAUGGGAAGACUUCGAUCAUUAA
Fusarium tjaetaba is the source of this 1638-nucleotide messenger RNA. RefSeq names its product GTP cyclohydrolase II. The transcript is spliced from 17 exons. The record is from RefSeq and is a predicted model, not a curated record. Gene Ontology annotation, biological process: riboflavin biosynthetic process. Lineage: Eukaryota; Fungi; Ascomycota; Sordariomycetes; Hypocreales; Nectriaceae. Gene Ontology annotation, molecular function: GTP cyclohydrolase II activity. The coding region runs from base 1 to 1638 and encodes 545 amino acids.